AUGCCGACGUUUCAAGAAGUCGCAGAAGCUUCGGUCCAAGCCCGGGAUCGCAUCCGCCAGCAUAUAUACGAAACACCUCUUAUCCCAGCCAAGAAGAUAGGGCAGGAUUCUAACGCCAAGGUCCUUUUCAAAGCUGAAAACUUUCAACUCACUGGUUCUUUCAAACUUCGAGGCGCCGUGUCUAAGUUGUCAGUCCAUGGGCAAGGUCAAUUGAUCACUGCGUCAUCCGGGAAUCAUGGCAUUGCAAGUGCCUUGGCAUCACAGUCUUUGUCUAAGAAACUCACUGUUGUUCUUCCAAAGAUUGUGAUUCCUGCGAAGUUGAAGAAGAUCGAAGCCUACGGCGUUGAUGUCAUUCUACACGGCGCAGAGGCGGGUCUGGCAGAGCAUUAUGCGCAGCAGCUUGCAUCUUCUGGCGCUUAUACCUACGUCUCACCAUAUAACGAUCUUCAUAUCGUUGCUGGCCAAGGAACGAUUGGUCUUGAGCUUCUCGAGCAGCACGACCACAUCGACAACAUCUUUAUCUCCAUGGGCGGUGGCGGUCUGAUAAGUGGUGUUGGAUCUGUCCUUAAGGCCUUUAGCCCGCGGACAAAGGUCUACGGAGUUUCUGCUAUUCACAGCAAAGCUCUAGCUGCAUCAAUGGCUGCUGGCCACGUAGUCGAAACAGAGCAUCUUCCUACUAUAGCAGAGGCUGUGGCAGGUGGCAUAGAUGAAAACUCGAUCACUCUUGCACUGGCGAAUGCAGUGGUGGACGAGGUUAUAGAGUGUGACGAAGGCGAGAUCAUUGAAGCCUUGAAGAUGCUAGCUCUGUCGGAGAGCAUGAUUGUCGAAGGCGCUGCAGCGUUAGCUCUCGCAGGAUUUAACAAUAUCGCUCCGAAGCUCGGCGGCCAAACCAGUGUUAUUCUUUUAUGUGGGUCAAACUAUGAUCAAGAGAUGAUUAACAAGAUCAUAUUCGGCUCAUUUCCAACUCCCGAAUCAUAG
Fusarium sp. VM40 is the source of this 978-nucleotide messenger RNA. The record is from the annotation of a GenBank genome assembly. NCBI's taxonomy places the organism in Eukaryota, Fungi, Ascomycota, Sordariomycetes, Hypocreales, Nectriaceae.